Homarus americanus (American lobster) is the source of this 4259-nucleotide messenger RNA. It is a transcript of the gene Kap3, whose product is annotated as kinesin-associated protein 3-like. The record is from RefSeq and is a predicted model, not a curated record. Gene Ontology annotation, molecular function: kinesin binding. Gene Ontology annotation, cellular component: axoneme; ciliary transition zone; kinesin II complex. The transcript is spliced from 17 exons. NCBI's taxonomy places the organism in Eukaryota, Metazoa, Arthropoda, Malacostraca, Decapoda, Nephropidae. Gene Ontology annotation, biological process: microtubule-based movement; cilium organization. The coding region runs from base 61 to 2532 and encodes 823 amino acids.
GGGGUGGAGAACUUGAUCUGGGAACACUGCACUGGGAUGUUUUGACAGACAAGAGUGAGGAUGAUGCAGGCUGAGGACGCCAGGUACCUGAAAAAGAAGGUGAAGGUUGGUUCACUGGAUGUACACCCGACAGAGAAGGCACUAGUGGUUAACUAUGAACUCGAAGCCACCAUACUUGGUCAGCUGGGGGAUGCCAUGCUUGGAGACAAAAAGGAAUGCCAAAAAAUCAUUCGGUUAAAAAGCUUGGACAACAACACUGAUGUUUCAGCAUUGGCAAGAGAAGUGGUAGAUAAGUGUAAACUUAUUCAUCCUUCCAAACUAAAUGAAGUGCAACACCUCAUCAGUUACCUUCUCUCAAGGAAAGAUGCUGGAAAAGAUGGGCAGGUAUCCCUAGACCACCCAGCUGCAGGAAUCUCCAAUGGCAUGUCUGAACCAGCUAAUUUAAAUGAGUUGGACUCAUAUAUGGAGAUGUUGUAUGAAGAUAUUCCUGAGAAAGUACGAGGGGCAUCGCUCAUCCUACAGCUUGCAAGAAAUCCUGAUUAUCUGGAAGAACUAUGUCAAAAUGAAACAGUUCUUGGAGCGCUAGCACGGGUUUUGCGUGAAGACUGGAAAAAGAGUCUCGAUCUCAGCUACAACAUUGUGUACACAUUCUUCUGUUUCUCUGUCUUCUCAAACUUCCACACUGUCAUAUCUCAUUUCAAGAUUGGGUCGCUGUGUAUGGACAUUGUUGAUGGAGAACUGCAGCGAACUGACCAAUACCGAGAACAACUUACCAAGAGGAAAAAAGGUGGAGAUAUGGCCAUUGACCCAGCUAAGCUUCAGCAGGACUAUGAGCGCAACCUAAAGAAAUAUCAGACUGUUGUAGAGAAGCAAGACCAGAAUUUGGUUCCCUACACCUGUUUAUUCUUUGUUGAUCAGGUAUUACGGGUGUGCACAUACCUUCUGUUGAAUAUUGCGGAAGACGUCCGUGUAGAGGAAAAAAUGCGGAGGAAAAACAUUGUGGGUCUCCUGGUUCGUAUGCUUGAGCGCGAAUCAACGGAUCUGCUUCUUCUGGUGGUGUCCUUCCUCAAAAAACUUUCCGUGUACAUGGAGAACAAGGAUGACAUGGCUGAUCUGAACAUUGUCGAGAAGGUGAGUCGUCUAGUGGCCACAGAUAACAGUGACCUCCUGAAUGUCACUGUACGGCUGCUCCUAAACUUGUCAUUUGAUGCUGGUAUGCGUGCCAAGAUGAUCAAAGUAGGCCUCCUUCCCAAACUGGUUGCCCUAAUAUCGGAAGAACGUCAUCAACAAGCAGUUUUAGCAGUCCUGUACCACCUGAGUGUUGAUGACAAAUGCAAGUCCAUGUUUACCUACACUGAUUGUAUUCCAACAGUAAUGAAAUUGGUGCUGAGUUCACCAGGGCCUCAAGUCCCCCUGGAGCUGAUGUCUCUGGCAGUAAACCUGGCAGCUAAUAAGCGUAAUGCCCAGCUCAUCUGUGAAGGAGCUGGACUCAAGUUGUUACUGAAAAGGGCACUUAAAUACAGGGAUCCCUUACUCACCAAGAUGAUUAGAAACAUUGCCCAGCACGAAGGACCAACCAGAGCUCUAUUUACUGAGUUUGUUGGGGAGCUGUGUGAAGUAGUGAGCAGUGGCAAAAGUGAUGAAUUAGUGUUAGAGUGCGUUGGUGUCUUGGGUAAUCUUUCUUUGCCUGAUUUGGACUAUUGCCAGCUGCUCACCAAAUAUAACCUUAUUGACUGGAUCAAGGAGAGUCUUCAACCAGAAGCAGUUGAGGAUGAUCUGGCCCUUGAGGUGGUUGUACUACUAGGAACAGUGGCAGGAGACCAAGCUGCUGCAGAGCUUAUUGUUGACUCUGGCAUACUCCACUCUCUGGUUAAUCUUCUUAAUGCUAAACAAGAGGAUGAUGAAGUCGUCCUGCAGAUAGUGUAUGUCUUUUACCAAUUAACUCGACAUGAGGUAACACGACCUCAGGUCAUAUCCACUACUGAAGUUCCAGCCUAUCUCAUUGAUCUCAUGCACGACAAGAACACAGAAAUCCGCAGAGUCUGUGAUACAACGCUUGAUAUUAUUGGGGAAAAUGAUGACGACUGGGCAGUAAGAAUACAGUGCCACAAGUUCAGAUGGUACAACAGUCAGUGGUUAGAUAUGGUGGAGGAAGCAGAAAACAUUGAUACCAUGGGUGGUGAAGAAAUGGCUGGAGGGGAAGGCCUCGGACAUUCUUACCUUCACCAUUCUGAUGUAUUGGAUCACCAAGGACUAUAUUCAGAUGGAUUAUCUUCCCCUGAAAGUGAGGAGUAUCCAGGCAUGAAUGGUCACAGUGAAGGUUCCCGUCCCUCAUCCAACUACACUAAUCGGUGGUCACAGCAUGAAAAGCUGAGUGAGAACACAAGUGACAUGACAGCCUCUGCACUAUUUAGGUAUGGCCAAGGAUACUUACGAGCUAAGUACUUUGAGCAAGAAAUACGAGACCUUGCAAGAUUUAGCGCUGACUUGGAGCAGUUUGCUGAUGAGCUCUUGAAGAAAGCUGGUGUUUAGGAGGCAGAGACUUGUUCUUCCUGUAAUGUACAUGAGAAGAACAGUGGCAAUCUAGUCAGACAUGCGUGAUACAGAGUUGGCUGAAACUGCUUGAAUCCCUUCAGGUUUGCAUGAAUUCUCAUUAGCUUUGUAUACAGGAUCAUUUGUUGAUAUUAUGCUGUUUAUUUAUUUUUUCAUUAGUACAAUAUAUGAUAACAUUUCCUUUGCACAAUGAGGAUUUUGUUUACAUGCAAGAAUCCAUAUAAAAAUUCAAGUGCCAUUAUAUUAUUGUAGCAUUUAACCAUGGAAAAUUAUCCAAAAUCAAUUAUUUCCUUAAAGUAAGACCCUUUUCUCCUGUGUGGAUAUUAUUUUCCAUGUGAUAAGGUGAACUAUUCACAAUUUGAAGGACCAAAGUUUAGGAUUAUGUUACAGGUGGGUGCAUUAAAUUUGAUUAUUUAAUUUGUUAAUGAAAUUUAACUCUAGCACCAGACAUCUUAUUUGUGUAAAUUUCAUAAUUUUAUGUUGCUUAUCUUAGUAGGGCAGCUUUAUUGUUAUAUAUAUAUAUAUAUAUAUAUAUAUAUAUAUAUAUAUAUAUAUAUAUAUAUAUAUAUAUAUAUAUAUAUAUAUAUAUAUAUAUAUAUAUAUAUAUAUAUAUAUAUAUAUAUAUAUAUAUAUAUAUAUAUAUAUGACACUGAAACAGGAGGGAAAUUUAAUUGGGCUGUAUUACAUGUCAUAACAGGUAAAGAAUAAGGUUGUUAUUUCAGUUGUUUGACCGAGUCAUCACUGUUACUUAAUUGUCUCUGUUGGCUUUUUUAGUUCAUUGUACUCAUCGGUAGAUGUACAGCAGUACCUUAGGGCCUAAAACAUCACAUAUAAUAAUGGACCCUCAGAACAGCCUCUAUUGUUAACCUUAGCCAUUUGAAAGUUUUAAUUUCUUUCUCCACCAAAUGAAAACAGUGGUCUUCCUCUUGAUUUUGUCUGUGAUUGGUGUACUGUACCUCUUGAUUCAUAUUCCACUCCUGGAAUUGGGAUAUUAGCCAGUGUUAACAUGGAUGCAAAGUGUUUAUGGACAGUAUCUGCAGUAUGUUUCUCAUUCUAGAGAGCCUUCAGUAUUUCCCUUAAUAUUUUUUCUAAGAUUGGGACCAUUUUUUUCUUUUCCAUUUAUUUUUACGGAUCUAAUUUACAUAGUGGUCACAGUUACUGAUCUACUGUACACAUUAUCUGCUCAUUUGUUGGAGGUUCAGUAUUUUUUCCAGAUGGUUAUUCAUUGAUUCAUUUCUCAGAUGUAUUUCCAUUUACUGUAUUUUCUUCCAUUAUUGGGUAGGGCACACUUUAUUUUGUCAUUUAUUGGGAUUUUUAACAAAGAAUAUAACUUAACACUGUUACCUGUUGGACCUUCAGAUUUAAUUUGUGAGAUAGCCUUUGUAAAGAGUUUAUUGGACACUGUCAGUAAUUUAUGAAAUGUUUUUGCACCUUUUCUGCUUCCCUCCAAAUCAGUGUCAAGUUAAGUUUUCAAAGUUUUACCUUGUAAGCUGCAUAACACCGUAUUUGUCAGCCUAAAUGUAUCAUUCAACAGUCUCACUAAGGUGAAUCAUGACAUUUGAAUUAAUUUAUAUUAGUUUGUUACCUCAAAUAUUGUUUCAGUAAUCUCACUUAUGCUCUGAAUAUGCUUACAUUUCACAAUAAUAUGUUUAAGUCCUAUGAUAUAAGUGCUUAUAGCUAGUCAUGGAAUAAAUUUUAUUGCUAUU